Molecule: messenger RNA, 228 nt
Organism: Schistosoma intercalatum
Lineage: Eukaryota; Metazoa; Platyhelminthes; Trematoda; Strigeidida; Schistosomatidae
Source: the annotation of a GenBank genome assembly
AUGAUUACCCAAGAAAUUACAUGUUUUCUAGGCUUAAAAUGUGCAGAAAAAGGUGAAAAAUGUACAAAAACGUUAUUCAAACGCUGUUGUGAAAAUCUUGUAUGUCAACUUCAAGGACCAUUUAAUGGAAUAUGUGUAGAUUGUUUAAGUUUGGAGUCAGCUUGUAUUGCAGAUCAUGAAUGUUGUAGUAAACGGUGUUAUUUGUUUGCCUGUAAACCACCACUUUAA